AUGCGUGGCGUCGGGAUCCUCAUACUAUACGCCGCCAGCCUGGCCUCGAGCAGUGUGCUGCCCAGAGACUUGGCUGGCAACGUUGCCAUUGCUGCCCGUGGCGGUGGUGGCGACCAAGGUGGUGGUGAAUGGGGAGGAGGUGGCGGUGGUCACGGUGGUGGUGGUGAAGGUGGUCAUGGAGGAGGAGGUGGUGGUGGACAUCAUACUCCUCCUCCCGAGACCACGACUCCGUGCGAGACGACCACCACACCACCGCCAGAGACCACCACUCCAUGCGAGACAACUACUACCACUCCGCCGCCAGAGACCACCACUCCAUGCGAGACAACUACUACCACUCCGCCGCCAGAGACCACCACUCCAUGCGAGACAACUACUACCACUCCGCCGCCAGAGACCACCACUCCAUGCGAGACAACUACUACCACUCCGCCGCCAGAGACCACCACUCCAUGCGAGACUACUACUACCACUCCGCCGCCAGAGACCACCACUCCAUGCGAGACUACUACUACCACGCCGCCUCCAGUGACAACCACUCCGUGCGAGACUACCACCAUGCCGCCGCCUGAAACCACGACCCCGUGCGAGACGACUACCACACCGCCACCAGAGACCACCACUCCGUGCGAGACGACUACUACCACUCCCACUGGGCCCCCUCCGACCUCUACCCCAUGUGAGACGACUACUACUCCCGGCUCACCUCCGCCUCCGACCUCGACUCCAUGUGAGACUGAAACUGGAACUCCUCCUCCCGAGAGCACCACCACUAUCACCACCGUGUAUACUACAACUUCCUGCCCUGUGUCCUGGACCACUAUCAUCACUGGCUCGUCUACUGUCACUCAGCCCGUGACUGCUACUAGCACUUUUACUGUCACUUCCAUCAUUACCUGCAGUGAAGGUUGCCCUGGCAUCACUGUCAUUUCCCCUCCCACGAGCCCUGCCCCUCAGCCAACCACCGCCCCUGCCCCUGCUCCUGCUCCUGCACAGUCUUCGCCUGUUGUCUCCCCUGUGAGCAGUCCAGCCCAGACUACCGCGCCUGCGCCUGCUGCUACUACCACCGCGCCUGUAUUCAACGGAGCUUCUUCUCAGUUCCAACGAUCCCUGACUGGUUUCAUCCCCGCUCUGGUCGUUGUGCUGGCUCUGAUCUAA
Molecule: messenger RNA, 1158 nt
Organism: Penicillium canariense
Lineage: Eukaryota; Fungi; Ascomycota; Eurotiomycetes; Eurotiales; Aspergillaceae
Exons: 2
Coding region: 1-1158 (385 amino acids)
Cellular component (GO): extracellular region
Source: RefSeq, a predicted model, not a curated record